CUCCACCCCUUUUUGGAUUGACAUUAAUAAACCCUUCUUGCAAUGGAAGUGAUAAAUGAUAAGGUAGCUAUGCUAUCAAAUUAUGAAGUGUACAAAUUUUUACAUGCCAACAAAGAUCAAGCAAAUCGCUGUCAAGAUUUGGCAACCAUAAGCUACGAGACUAAAAAAUAUUUAUCAUCCACGCCAUGCAUAUAUCAGUCUCCAGAUUGCAUUAGCAAGUUUUUAGAGUCACUCAGUAAAUACAAAUUAACAAAAGCUGAGAAGCUUCAGUUGGUAAAUUUAAGACCAACCCAGCCUGUGGAGCUGCAGCUAGUCAUAGAGGAGAUUGAGGAACGAUUCAGUGAAGAAGAAAUCAGUGACAUCAUUGACUUAGUAACAGAACAUUUACCAAUUUCUGAAAGCAGUGAAGAAACUGGUGAUAAUAAUGAAUCAUAAAUAAUUAUCUAUUAGUUGAUCAUAGUAGUGCAUUAUUGGAAGUAAAUUUUUGCAGAAUAUUAAA
Messenger RNA from Amphimedon queenslandica, 499 nucleotides. RefSeq names its product DNA-directed RNA polymerase III subunit RPC9-like. Gene Ontology annotation, molecular function: nucleotide binding. The coding region runs from base 43 to 435 and encodes 130 amino acids. The record is from RefSeq and is a predicted model, not a curated record. Gene Ontology annotation, biological process: transcription initiation at RNA polymerase III promoter. NCBI's taxonomy places the organism in Eukaryota, Metazoa, Porifera, Demospongiae, Haplosclerida, Niphatidae. The transcript is spliced from 6 exons. Gene Ontology annotation, cellular component: RNA polymerase III complex.